CAUAAUAUUUUUAAUCAGUUAAAAAAUGUAUACUUAUUCUUUUAAAUUAUACUCCCUAGCUGUUUGAUCAAAUGGGCUCAAAUUUGAGAAUUAGAGCAGUUUUUAUAGGCGGAUUGGAGUGAUAAAAAUUGUGUUGAAUUUUACCAUUUUGUUACAGGAGAAUAUUGAUUUUUAGCUUUGAGUAUAGCCUUACAGACCAACUAAAUAAAAUCAGGGCGGGGAGUGCAAUUUUAUAUACGCAUGGCAAUAAUAUUAACAAGGACAUGCAUUUUGGGCCUUUCAACCUUCAAAACCCCUCUAUUAUUUGUAUGAUAAAAUUUUAUCAUAUUUUUGAAAGUGAGUUGCAGUAAAAACCAGAAAUCAGAUAAAAUCAGAAUUUACAAGUAAAAACUACUCAUACUUAAACCUAAGAAUGAUUUUAUUAGAUCGCGUUUUUACUGGGAAAGUGCAUCUAAUUAGAUAUACCUGCGUCUAAAAUGUAAACUUUUUUAUUUACACCAAUUAUACCUAGAUUUUAUUAUAUGUUUAGUCAGACUAGUUUUUAGUGUGUUUGGGCUUACACUGUAAAUGACACUAAUUUAUUCUUAUAUUCUUUAUUCUUAAACAUUGACAAUCUAACAUAAUUAAUGAUAACAAUUGCGAGUUAUAUAUAACACCGAUAACCCAGUAAAAUCAUACCUCUGAAUCUUAUCAAAAGGAGGCUAGACUAUCCGAUUGCACCGGCCUUUAACUGAGCCUGGAAAAAGAUAAAUAGUUUUUCCUAUUUGUACUCUAUUUUAUUAUGUGUAUUACCGUCAACUAUGGUAACAUUAACCUAGUAACGUAAGUGUUUCAAUUUAAAAAUAAUAAGACAAUUAAAAUAUGAACACUUGGAAAACACUGUGGGACACCCUGUAUGUAUAUAUAUAUGUACUAACUAUAAUACAAGUACUUCUAUAUCACUCCUUCAGAAUUUGAUAUGCGUAUACUCGUUAUGUGUUUAAUACAAGUACUUAAAUUCGUACACGUAUUUUUUCCGAAUCUCUGCGAGCGAUUAUUUAGGUAUAUUAUCACGAUAGAUAGUAGUUAUUGCCUUGCUCGCUGCACUGAAUCUUUAUACGAAAUUUAUGUAUGUUAAACGAUUGUUAAUAACUAAUAAGUCAAGUUCGGUAAAAUUUUUUCGAAAUGAAUAUCGACGAUGUGUUGAUAAUCUUGGGUAUGGGUCGGUACCAAUUCGUGUACUGCUUGCUUUUCGGUCUCAUGAUCAUGUAUUCGAACGUUUCACCGGUCGCGUACGUAUUCACUGCCGGCGAUUUAAAAUACAGGUAAGUAAAUGACACAAACAAAAAUAAAAACCAAUAAUUUAUUAACAAACGUAGUAUUUACGUGUAGCAUGUCAGUGCUAAAAGUACAAUGAUCGGCAGCUUGGGCUAUUGAACGGUUUAUUUCAUUAAUUGUACAAUGUGCGCCUAAAAAAAAUAACAAAUAAAUUUAAGAAGACACACAUAUAUUUAUAUACACACGAUUUUUUAGUAUAAAAACAUCUAUUAAAUUUCGCUUUACACCAAAUACUAUCGAAAGAAAACAUUAACAAAUGUGAGUUUUUCAAAAUAAUGUUCUAUAAACAAAUUAUUGAAUUUUAUAAAAGUGAAAAAUAAUCAUAUUUUAUUUUAUAUGUUGAAAUAUGUUUCCCACAUUUCAGAAUGUAAUUAAAUGUGAAUAAAUGUCAUUGUCUUACUGUUCUUAAUGACGUAUAAGUCCAAAAAGCUAUUAAAUAUAUUACCUACCGUAAAUACUUGUAAUUUUAUAAAACUAUCAUCGUUAAACUCAAAUAUUUAUUAACAAAAUAACGAAAUAUUAACUUUGAUGUCAAAUUUUUUAAAGAGGCUAAUAAAAAAAAAUUAAUGCGUUUGUAAUAUUUAAGUAAUAUAAGUUUUCAAUUUAAUAUUUCUUGGAGUUUAUUAGUAAACAAUUCAGUUUUCUGAAAAAAAAACUAUUCAGUACGUUAUGUUGUGUUGCCGAUCCGUUCGUCUUCCGGGUGUUCUUAAUUUCAUUAGUUUAUUUGGCUUAUAAUUUUUUUCAGAUUCAGAGCGUAGCAAAGAAUGUAUUUGUUUUACUAGGAUAUGUUUUUUUCUUUUUUAUCUCUAAACCACUUUCUUACCAGAAAUCUUGCUCUAAUCAUCGAGCAUCUUUCACAUUUUUAACAAUAUAACGUAUCAUAUUACAUUUUACUUAGAAGUAAAAUAAAAAGAAAACCGUUUUGAUGAAAAUCAUAAAAAUGACAGUAUUUCAAAACAUUAUUAACCAAACUAACUGAACAAAAUCGGUUUUUAAUAGCAAUUAAUUGUGUAAGUACAAAUGUAAAUUAAAUUACUAUCCUGCCUUCCCGUUUUUCAAUCUACAGCAAUGACAUACCCGUCAGCAGUAUCUGGUUAUAAUUUGUAUUUUUUUACGUGCCCUUCAGAUGCGUAAUACCCGAAUGCGACCCGGUGAAUCCCACGGAUAGGACGUACGAGCCGGACUGGUUACGGUUUACAACGCCUUACAAGGCCGACACAGAACUGCCGAACAAAUGUAAACGGUACGCGUUGAGACGAACGGGCAACAAUGGCACGCUAUGUGCACCUGAAGAAUUUGACAGGAGUGAGAUCGAUAAAUGUUGGGGCAAUUGGGUGUUCGAAGAGCCCGUAAACACUAUUGGCACGGAAGUAAGUUUACAUAAACCGAAAGGAGAUAUUGUUCCAAUGCAGAACGCUCAAAAUAAGAAUAUGUUGGUAAAUACAAUAAUAUCAUGACUUUUUGUCUUUUCUCGUAAAACAUCGUCAUCCUAUUAAUAUUAUAUUAAAAUUAUCAACCUAUGGGAUGUGAUGUAUAUCACGAAUGAUAAUCACAGCCGAUGAUUUUUAGAUUUCGUAGACCUAAGACGAAGACGAAUACGUGGGUUUUAUAUAGGUAGUAAUACUUCUUCAUUUUAUUCUGUUGCUUUGAAGUAUAAAGCGAGAUCGUCCCGACGAAAUUAAACCACUCCACUCCUCGCCGUUUAUUGCAAGCGUCAUCAGCCAGCUCCAGAUUUUAGUUUUCGAAAGUAGUUUUAAAUAUAAUCUUCCACCUCAAUUUUGGGCACCUUAAAGGUGUCCAAAAUCUUUUCCUUUAAAAUAACUUUCUAAACCUGAUGAAUAAGUGUAACUACCUUCUCAACUUCACACCUACAAUAGUAGCCCACCCAUCAUGCAAAGUAUGUCAUAUUUUUAAUUUUUCUGUCUUCAAACCACUCUUCUACCAGAAAUCAUGCUUCGAUCAAGAAACGAAGAGAACAUUUUUGGUAAAUUUUUAAUCUAAUUAAGAAAGUCGUAUUUUAUAAAAUGGUUUGAUUAAAUACAAAUGCUUGAACAUUCAAUUUGAGGCUCGUUAGGUUGUACUUCGUGGUAAAAAAAAAAAAAGAAAGUUGAAUGUACCUAAUGUAGAAGUUAUUUUUUUAUAAAUUAUUGAAGAUGAAAUUUUGAUGAAAACCGUAAUUAUUUCACGGUAUUUUACGACAUUUUAAAACAUGUUUAAUUACAAUUUACAUGCUAUAUCUACCUAAUUGAACUUAGCUCAAAAUCGAAUUUCGUUAGCAUUGGUUUUAUCAUUGUUAACAAAUAUAAAUUAAUUAACUUUAUGUAUCGUAUACUUUUCCGACUUCCUACAAUAGCGGUGCAACUAACAGCAGUGUCAGUUUUAUAUUUUACUUAUUUCUUCAACAUUAUUUGCGGUAUGAUACAAUUUGAAUUUCCUUAUUUUCUGUUAUCCUCUAUUAUCUUCUGCUUCAUCGAUACAAGAACUGAAAAUUGUUCUGAAAACCGUCUUAUCAAUUAUUGUUAUUUAUACAUUGUUAUAGUUCAAACUCAUGUGUGAGGAAAACAAGUGGAAGCUAUCCAUGGUGGGCUCGGUCAACAAUUUCGGACAAUUUAUCGGCAUACCGAUAUCGGGCAUUAUCGCCGACAGGUAAGAGCAACAAAAACUAUAAUAUAUUGUACACGACAUAUUAAAAAUAACUUUGGUCCCUAGGAAGAAUGGCUUAAGAUUUCUACUUGUACAUACACUAAUACACUAAUAUACUAUAUUUACAUUAGUUUUUAAAAUACUUAGUCCUAUGUAAUUUAAGCCCGAAAAUAAAGAAGAACAAAUUACAUUAAAUAAAAUAUAUAUAAACAUUUAGAUGAUUUAAAAUCUCUAAAAACCACGCGGAAAUCAGCUAUACACAAAAUGUAGCGAAAAAUCCGUAGCAAAAACAUCUAUAAUAGUUUGUUAAAAUUUAAAAAAACUGGCUUAAUCUACUUUUCUCUGGGACCAAAGACAUAAUAUUUGUAAAUGAUAAUUACAGGUUUGGUCGAAAGUUUGCAAUGAUAUUUUGCGCGGCUACAUCAGCCGCGUUAAGUAUCGCCCAGUCGUUUUCAAUCAAUUACACGAUGUUUUGGUUUUUGGAAUUAUUGUCUUCUAGUAUAUCCAGUGGCAUCUAUACGGUCACGUUCGUAUUAGGUAGGUACAAUAAUACUAUUUUUACAAAUGGCUUAAAAUCAAUAAAAUUUCUAUGAACACGUUGAGACAUUCGAAACCAGUUUCAUGAUAUUUGAAUUGUGUACCUACAUACCAACAACAAACGCCAUAUCGCAUAUAUGGGUAUACGAAAUCUUCCAUAUAUAAAAAUAUUUCAUUUUUAUCCCAUUAUUUAAAUAAUAAACUCAGUAAUAUGUGAAUUUUAAAUAAAAGUCCAUGAUCCAUUUAUCUUAUAGUUAUCUUAGUAUUUUUAGUAUUCUUAUUUAUUACACCUAUAUGUAAUAUACUUUUAUGCUCUUAAAGGUGUGUAUUUUUUUCUUACUAUAUAGGAAUGGAAUCGGUUUUGCCUAAAAAGCGGGUUAUUUAUUUUUCAAUUCUGGAAUGUUUUUAUCCGCUCGGUGCUAUCAUAGUGGCAUAUAUUGCCAGUCAAGCGAAAGAUUGGAAACUCUUGUUGCGGAUAUCCAACGUCCCGGGACUUUUAUUUCUUUCGUACUAUUGGUUAUUAUACCUAUUUUAUAUUAUAGUACUUACAUUACAAUAUAACCACGUAAAUUGACAGAUAAACCUUUUGGUAUUAUUUUCUUUUACCCGCAAUUAUAGGCUGACGGAAGAAUCGAUGAGAUGGUCGCAAACACAAGGACACCAGGACAACGUACUAAAAACGCUCAAGAAAAUAGCCGUUAUGAAUAAAAAGACUUUACCCGAACUAAAUCUCGACAUGCAAACAGAGGUAAUAUACCUGUAUUUUGUAAUUUAAAUAACUGGUAUACCUACGCCUAAGUAUUAUAGCCUAUAAAAUUACAGAUUUUUAAAUACAACCGAAUGAUAUUUAGCAGCGUUUGCGAUGAAAAAUUUAUUUCACUCGUAUAAAUUAUUUAUUACAGACAUCGGUAAACCACGAUGACGGCGAUGGUGGCGUGAAAUAUACGAGUAUCCUGAAAGUUAUCUUUCACUCACCGACGAUUACCUGGAGGAUGGUUAGGUGUUCGUUCAUAUGGUAAAAACGCCUUACUAUUAGACGUAAUACUUAUAUUAUUAUUUUCACUUCUUCUUCUUCUCCUUCCCAACUAUUUGUAAUCAGUCACUCUGUUUUAAACUUUGACUUUCUCUACUCUAUGAAUAAAAUUGUCAGAUCAAACAAAAAUGCUUGAAAAUUUAACAGGCGGUUCAUUAUAAAUCGUACUUAGUGCUCAAUAAGAAAAAGUUGAGUUUAAUAUAUUAUUUUUUUUUUCAUAAAAGAAUUUGAAUACCAAAUUUUGACAAAAAUCUUAAAUAUUACGGUUUUUUCAAAACAUGUCUAACCGAACUUCGCUCCGAAUCGUUUUUCGUUAGCAAUGAUUCAUCGUUAUAUACAGAUAUAAAUUAAAUAACGUUGUGUAUCUAGCUACCUUCUAAACUUCCCGUCUACAACAGUGGCUAUACCCGUCCCCUAUAUCAGCUCUUUUAUAAUUUUAUAGCUUUUUAUUAUUAUUAUUUUCCGUUAUCGUAUCAAAAAUUAAAUAUUAGAAUUGUACAAGUACAACGUAUCCAACAGUGUUAUCUGAAUGCUAGUAAUAUUGUAAAUAUUUAUUUUAUUUUCCAAUCAGGUUUUGUGUCAGGGGGACAUAAAUGUAAGAAAAAAUUUAAUUUUCAUUGUCAUCCCUGAAAAAAAAAAAUAACUUUAUUUUAAAAAUUAAAAUGUGUUUAGUAUCUCUUUUUCACAUGUAUGGUUUAAGUAUAAAUAACAUGUUAUACAAUUUUAGUUUUAUGUCAUCAAUAAUUACUCAUGUUAUAACUUUUUAUUGUAAUAAAAAACAUUGGUGUUCCCAAUCACCCUCUCUUCUACUAUGUAGUAUAUAAUAAUAAUAAUAAUAAUAAUAGUAAUAUUGGAAACGCAAAUUUGAGUAUAAAUCUGAAUAACUUUAGUCCAAGUACAGUUUUAGAAAAUCCUAUCAUUGAUAGGUAUAAAAUGACUCUCAUGAAUAGUCCAGUCUAAUGAAAAUGUCUUGUUUCGCCUAUGAGACCAAUUGUAUAACCGCAAAUUGAACGACGAUUUAUAAUCAUUAUUGAUUUUGAUUAUCACAACUACAAAUAUAAUAUAAUUUUCAAGGGGAGGGGCCUCUCGGCCCACCUUUGAAUCAACUACUGCAUUUAAUUAUACAUCCGAAACCAAUACUUCGCUAACAUCGUGCACUUAUAAUGUGUAUAUUCUCUCGAUCCACUUAGGGUGGCCAUAACAUUGGUGUACUACGGACUGACCAUAAACGCGACCGACAUAGCCGGCAACAAAUAUUUGAACUUCGCUUUGGCGUCGUUCGUCGAGAUUCCGGGUUGCCUGAUAAACUGGUUGGUAAUGGAAGGAAUGACCAGAAAAAUGUCGUUGUCCUGCAUGUUUAUUUUGAGCGGUGCCAUGUCUGUCGUGUACAACUUAACGCCGGACAGUGAGUACCUACCUAUAUAUCAUUACACUUAUACGUGCGGGUACAUAUCUAUUUGAUUGUAUUUUUCUUACCGCACACAUUGCAAUGACGAAACGAUCUACUCGUGUACAUAGUGACAGUACUGUCACGGGGGAAGUAUUGUUUACGCGUGAAUGCAAAAUUAAUACGCAAUCGUGGUAAAUUAUAAGCUAUGUUAUCACUUAUUAUUUGAAUUUAUUACUGUUACCUAAUUUAAAAUACUGCAUGAUAUUUCAUUAAACAUGAUAGAUUUAAUAGGACCAGUUAUACGAGUUAAAACUUGCUUAUAGUUUCUUUAUUUUUGUCAAUUCUUGGUAGUAAGUAUCCCUGAUGCUUUUGAUUUUGAACACAUUAAUUAUUUCAUAUUUGAAACGCCGGAUCUCAGGGAUCUUACGCUUUAAGAAAUUCAAUUAUAUUAAACAUGAUUAACGAAAACGGCCACUACAACAGAAUUUAACUAUGUAAAUGUGUCUUUAGUUGAGAGUCGAUACAGUACCAUAGUUAACGCUGAAUGAUGACAAAUAUUUAGCACGUAAUGAUAGUUGUUGAGUCAUCUACUAUCGACAAUGUUAAUAGUGCGUGAAUAGUGUUUACACUAUUAGGUGCGCUACUGUUGUAGGUGGGAAGUUGGGAAGGUAGUGUACAUAAAGUUAUUUAAUUUAAUAUCUGUAAGUAAUGAUAAAUUAUUAUCUGAUAAAUCAACCUCGCAAAAUUAAAAUAUUUAUACAUAGCUCAAAAAUGGAUUAAAUGUUUUACUAUACAAAUAUACGGUUUUUGUCCAAAUUUCGAGUUUCUACGACAUGUUUAACUGAACUACAACAAGAAAUGAAAUUGAAAAUCAAAAAGGAAUUUUUCGUAAACUUUCCCGUUUUUCCAGGUUUAUCCCAAUUAUUUUGAAAAUUGUUUGGAAAAUCGAAAAAUGAUCUUAAGUAUCAUCCAAAGGUGAUAGAUUAUGAAUGUUAUUUUUUUGAUUUUCCCUAAAAUUAUUUUAAUAACUGAGCAAAACCGAAAACAAAAAAACGAAGGAAAAACUGGAAAAUGUAUAAAAUAUAUUAUUUUCAAUUUGUUUUUAUUGCUGUUAUUCAAUUAAAAAUAUUCUUAGAGACUUGGAAUUUUGAAAGAAAACUCAUAUUUGAUUUUUCUGGGCGUUGUAAAUUAUAGACAUUUAAAUUUUGCGAGGUUUUUUACGUAAUUUUUAUUUUAUAGUGGCUCUGUGGAUAAAAUUGUUAGACCGAACAGAAAUCCUUGAAAACUUAACAAGAGGUUUAUUAUAAGUUGUACUUCGUGUUCAAAAAAAAAAAAUUGAGUAUAAUGCGGUAUUUUUUUUUAUAAUAAUUUUAAUAUAAAAUUUGACGAAAACCAUAAAUAUUCCUAAUCAUUUUUCAUUAGCAAUGAUUUAUCGUUCCCUACAGAUAUAAAUAAAAUGACUUUAUGUAUCCUACUUUCCCAACUUCCCACUUACAACAGUGGUACACCCAUAUCAGCUCUCUUUUUUUUAUUUGUCGAUUUGUAUGUUAAAAAUUCAUAUACUCUUGUAACACACUUAUUAUAAUAUUUUAUAUUCCACGCUAAUAAACAUUCGUAAUUGCCAUGUUUAUUUUUACAAUCCGUAGACCUAUUCUUGGUAAAGCUGUCACUUUUCAUGUUCAGUAAAGUCGCCAUAUCAGUCGCUUUUUCGAUCAUCUAUAUAUUGACCGCAGAGAUAUUUCCCACCUGGAUGCGAGCCACCGCAUUGUCCAUGUGUUCCAUGAUCGGUCGGGUCGGGUCCAUGUUGGCACCACAGACCACACUUCUGGUACGUAUAAUUGUAAUACGAUGUUCCUAAAUUAUCGUUGCGAUGAUCGCAUAACUCAACGACGCAUACAAUAAUUUAGACCGACAGUUGAAUAAUUGUUCAAUCAAUAUAUUGGCUAUCGGUGAUUUUUUUUAGUUAGUGGAUCUUUAUAGUGUUUACCACUUAUUUGAAUGGAAAAAUCUUCAAAUUUUGGUGAGUUUACAUGCACGAUUUUACGGAAACAUUUUUUUUUUCUUCAGGGAGAGUACUUUGGUAAUUACAUGAUAAUGCUCGUGUUUGGCGUAGUCUCGCUUAUAGCCGCCACCAUCACUAUGACUUUGCCCGAGAGCAAAAACAUUAAAUUGCCUGACACCAUCGAUGAAGCCGAACAAAUUGGAGUUCGUGAUCACCUCACUCCGAAAAACAAUGAAACGUCUGCGUAGAACAACUUUUCUUCAAAACAUACAAUGCGUAGGUACAUUCGGUAUUUAAGUCCUAUAAAGUGAUCUCGAGACGUGUUAGUAAGCAUCGUACCUACGCAAAAUAUGUCCCCCAACGAUUUAAAAAUGUAAGCUACCGGAAUUUGACGAAAUUAUAAAUUUCGUGUGGGCAGUGUGCAAUAACAAUAUGACCGAGAACUCGAAUUCGUCUGUUCGCCCGCCGGAUCAAUAAUCCGCGAAAAUUUAUAUACGAGUAUAAAGUAAAAAAUUUAAUAUCGUGAUUGCUCAUUUUAUUUAUUUUGAAAAGCUCAGUGUUUUAGGUUUAGUUUUAACAUUUAUGGCUCGUGUGCUAUUUAUAGGACGAUAAUGUUUGAUUGUUUUAGGGUUUCUAUUGGAACUUGUAAGUAGUAUAAUCUUCGAUUUUCAAUUAGAAAUUAGUUUAUAAAACCGGAAAUCUAUUUCCAGUUUCUGGAAAACACUGAACGAAUAAAUACAAUAACGCUUUCUAGCUUGGGAUAAAAUUACAAAACACGGAUUGCGUAUAUGCGGUACACGAUUCGUUCAAAAAGUCGUUUGUCCGUUUUUUAUAUGCUAUUCGUUCAUCGUGCGUGCACCGUACAAGUUAAAAUAUAACAAUUUUUAAUAUAAAAUGAUAAAUUAUUAAAAUAUAUAUAAAAUAUAAAAAACGACUAUAAUAUACACAUAUUAAAUACACAUUGGAUAAUAAAAUAGGCACUGAAAAUAUGUAGAAUUAAUUAUAUAUAUAUUCGUGAAAUAUCGCCAUUAAAUUAAAACGACCAGAAAGACUUGAAUGAAUCAUAAAUAUUUGUGUAACUAUAUUAUAAAUAUUCUAAUGUAAUAUAUAUAUAUAUAUAUUUGUUUUU
Molecule: messenger RNA, 10051 nt
Organism: Cinara cedri
Lineage: Eukaryota; Metazoa; Arthropoda; Insecta; Hemiptera; Aphididae
Source: the annotation of a GenBank genome assembly